Mytilus trossulus (common blue mussel) is the source of this 1512-nucleotide messenger RNA. Its product is annotated as pre-mRNA-splicing factor RBM22-like. Gene Ontology annotation, cellular component: U2-type catalytic step 1 spliceosome; Prp19 complex; U2-type catalytic step 2 spliceosome. Bases 59 to 1384 code for a protein of 441 amino acids. Gene Ontology annotation, molecular function: U6 snRNA binding; metal ion binding; pre-mRNA binding. The transcript is spliced from 9 exons. The record is from RefSeq and is a predicted model, not a curated record. NCBI's taxonomy places the organism in Eukaryota, Metazoa, Mollusca, Bivalvia, Mytilida, Mytilidae.
GUAGUGUUGCACUAUAUUUAGCAAUAUCAGGGGACCAGAUUUAACUGAAAGAAAAGAAAUGGCGACAUCGAAGGGUGCAAAUACGUAUAAUCGACAAAACUGGGAAGAUUCUGAAUUCCCAAUCCUUUGUCAGACAUGUCUUGGUGAUAACCCAUACAUAAGAAUGAUGAAAGAAAAGUAUGGAAAGGAAUGUAAGAUUUGUGUCCGACCUUUCACAGUAUUCAGGUGGUGUCCCGGAGCAAGGAUGAGAUACAAGAAGACUGAAGUUUGUCAGACAUGUUCAAAAAUUAAAAAUAUUUGUCAGACCUGUCUGCUUGAUUUAGAAUAUGGUUUACCAGUACAGGUUAGAGAUGCAGCAUUGAAGAUACAGGACAACAUGCCUAAAUCUGAUGUCAACAAGGAAUUUUAUACACAGAAUAUGGAGGACAAAAUGGCACAAGAUGGUUUAAAUUCAUCAAGUGCUUUAGGUAAAGCAAUGGCUCCUAGUGAUAUGUUGUUAAAGUUAGCUAGAACUACACCCUAUUACAAGAGAAACAGACCACAUAUUUGUUCAUUCUGGGUCAAAGGUGAAUGUAAAAGAGGAGAAGAAUGCCCAUACAGACACGACAAACCAACAGAUCCUGAUGAUCCACUUGCUGAUCAGAACAUAAAAGAUAGAUUUUAUGGUAUGAAUGACCCAGUGGCAGAAAAGUUAAUGAGACGAUACAGUGACAUGCCUAAACUGACCCCUCCAGAUGAUAAAACUAUUACUACAUUAUAUGUAGGCAAUCUAGGAGAAAAGAUAGAAGAGUCAGAAUUAAAAGACCAAUUCUACCAGUUUGGUGAGAUAAGGUCUGUCAAUAUUGUCACUAAACAACAAUGUGCAUUUGUACAGUUUACAACAAGGGCAGCCGCUGAAACAGCUGCAGAAAAAUCAUUUAACAAACUGAUACUUGGAGGCAGAAGGCUGACAAUAAAAUGGGGAAAAUCUCAGGCUCAACAAGGAGCUCCGGUGAAGAAAGAUGGCGAGGAAGAUGAAGCAGAGCUAGAACCUGUCCCAGGACUUCCAGGAGCUUUACCCUUGCCUCCAGAGGAGAUUGUCCACAAUAACAAUUUCUUUAAUUUAAAUGGACCUCCACCGAUGAUGAUGCCUCCUGUGCCACCACGACCACCGGGGGCGCCUAGAGGGCCACCACCUAACUUUGUACCAUUCACAUUCUUCAGGGGACCACCACCUCCAGGAAUGAGACUUCCUCCACCUCCUCCUGGUAUGAUGCCAAUGAGACCUCCCCUACAUCAUCAACAGCAGCAGCAACAACAACAGCAACAGAGGCACCAGUUACCUGUCCACUAUCCAUCACAAGAUCCUACAAGAAUGGGAGCAGUACCAGUUCAGAAAAACUGAUAUCCUGUCUGAUUCAGAGUGAAGAUUGGAACUUGUCAAUUCAGAAUUGUCAUGUUAUUUUGAAUAUUGAAGAUAACAGUUGUUUUUAAAAUCAUUGUGUAAUAAAAGAAAUAUCUGAAUGUAAAAUA